UUCGACCUUUCAUCUUAUCUUGAUAACGUUUCAACUGGUGUCGUAUUUAACUUAAUUUAGUGCACAUAUCUUGCAGAAAUGGAUGAUCUGAAAACUGUUGUAACAUUAGUCUCUGCAUGCCUGUUUUUGGCAGCACAAUGUUCUGGUCAGUGUGACGACAUUGAUACUCAGGCAUGCUCACUCAUGGCAGCGCAGAAUCCUAAUCUAUGUAAUGACCCAAACCUUUCUAACACGGCUUGUCCAAAGUAUUGCAACAAAUGUCCCCUUAUAUGUUACCACUGUGAUACGUCAGUUCGGAAUUACACAGAUUGCAACACAACACGUACCUGUCAGAUCGGAGAGCAAUGCCUACUACAUCAGCUUGUGUCAUCCAAGGACGGACACCGAGAAUAUAAAAUGAACUGUGCUAGCCUUGACGUAUGUGAUGGCAAGGGAAUAAUGCAGUCAGAACGACGCAGUCUCAAGUCGCGAAAUCUUGUUACUCAGUGUUGUUCGAGCGAUUUAUGCAACUAUCCCACGUCAGUGGUUACUGCAGGGACCCCAUCGCCUUCCUCAUCAGCCACAAAAGCAGGAACCCCAUUGCCUUCCUCAUCAGCCACAAAAGCAGGAACCCCAUUGCCUUCCUCAUCAGCCACACAAGCUACCACCUCUAGUUUUCCACACUGCAACAGAGACAUUGAGGUACUGAUUGAAGACUCGAAGGAUACUUCCUCGUCCCCUUACAUUAUCCAGUAUCUCAAAGACCUUGUGUCUCAAAUUGACAUCGGACUUCACCACAACCAGAUCGGCUUGGCUCUAUAUGAACAUGACGUUGAAAAACAGUUUGACCUCGAUCAGCAUACUGACAAGGUAGCACUUCUCAAUGCUAUAAAUAGAAUUGAUUUUCAGCACACUGAUAACGAUAUAGAUAAAGGAGACGUCAUUGAAUUCUUACAACAUCAACUCCGCAAAGGUCAUCAUGGUGAUCGAUCAAAUUACGAAGACGUGGUGAUCAUUAUGGCCGACCAUUUUCACCACAAACGCAGUACAAGGUAUCUGCUUGAUCAACCUGCGCACCAUACAGUCGACUUGUCGUCCAUUUCGAAAGACGUUAUCGUUAUCAACGUCGGAGCUAAUGGGGCACAUUCUGUGCUUUCCUCGUUGGCGUCAGAUGCAAGUCACGUGAUAGAUGUUCCUAACUACUCGACCUUGACAACAACUUUGCCUCGUGUUCUUAGUCUUCUUUGUGUAUGAAAACCGGGUAGACAAACAAUUUUGCCGUUCAUAAACUUUCAUGAAUAUAAUAAAACUAAACAACAGCCUCACCACUUUUCCACAUACUUUCCUGCUAAUAACAAGAAUUAAAAUGAAAUUUUC
Mercenaria mercenaria is the source of this 1356-nucleotide messenger RNA. RefSeq lists its product as uncharacterized. Lineage: Eukaryota; Metazoa; Mollusca; Bivalvia; Venerida; Veneridae. Bases 79 to 1233 code for a protein of 384 amino acids. The record is from RefSeq and is a predicted model, not a curated record. The transcript is spliced from 6 exons.